Messenger RNA from Thyridium curvatum, 1068 nucleotides. RefSeq lists its product as uncharacterized. The transcript is spliced from 2 exons. Bases 1 to 1068 code for a protein of 355 amino acids. The record is from RefSeq and is a predicted model, not a curated record. NCBI's taxonomy places the organism in Eukaryota, Fungi, Ascomycota, Sordariomycetes, Thyridiales, Thyridiaceae.
AUGCCAGGCACGCCCAACCCCAUGGCCGCGGGCCUGGGCCCCACGCCCGCCGUCUCCAUGAAGACGAUCCAGAUGACGGGCCUCUGGGUCGACGUCUACGGCCUCGCGGAGCUCGCGCCGGACGCGACCAGCGUCGCCGUCCUGUGGCUGCACAACCCGCGCACCCGGUCCAAGGAGGAGAUGGCCGACAUCGCCGCCCGCGCCGUCGCCGCCCACAACGCGAGCGUCCAAAAGACGAAGAAGGCGGCGGCGCGGCGGGGCCUCGUCGCCGCCGCGUUUGACCAGCGCAACCACGGCUCGCGCAUGGUGCUGCAGGAGGCGAAUGGUGCGUGGCGCAAUGGCAAUGCGACGCAUGCGCAGGACAUGUUUGGUGUCAUCGCGGGCACGGCGGCCGACACGAGCCUGCUUAUCGACCUGUUUGGGUCGUACGUCUUCCCCGAGAGGGAGGCUGGGUUUGUGGACCGGCAUCUGGUUCUGGGUGUGUCGCUCGGAGGGCACAGUGGGUGGCAGCUCAUGUUUCGGGAUCCGAGGGUCGUGGCCGGUGUCAUGGUGAUCGGUUGUCCGGACUUUAUCAACCUGCUGAGCGACCGGGCACGUUUGACGAAGCUGUCUACCUUUGACGCAGCGACCAAAGGCGCCUCCUUCCUUGGGAGCAAGGACUUCCCCCAGGGGCUAAUGCAGUCGUGCUUCAAGCACGAUCCCCGUGGUAUGGUCUUCAGCAAGGGCGAGCCAGUCUGGCCGGCUUCGGAGGGGGAGCAAGAAAAGGUCAAGGCAGCACUGCGGUCCCGGGUGGCGGGCAAGAAGUUUCUCGUCACCUCUGGCGGCGCGGACAAGCUAGUCAACUAUGAGUGUUCUAGACCCUUCCUGGAUGUCUUCAAGAAGGCGGCGCAGACGUGGCCUGAUUUGGAGCUGUCCGUCGAGGACAAUGUCUACGCCGGGAUCGGGCAUGAGUUCAGCGCCGACAUGGUCAAGGACUCGGUUCGUUUCAUUGUGGACGCAGUCUCUGCGGAGGGCCGUACUAUCGCACAUGUUUCCAGCAAUGCUGACGAGAGGUCAUCAAAGAUUUGA